Talaromyces atroroseus is the source of this 906-nucleotide messenger RNA. RefSeq lists its product as hypothetical. The record is from RefSeq and is a predicted model, not a curated record. Gene Ontology annotation, cellular component: Golgi apparatus; membrane. Gene Ontology annotation, biological process: vesicle-mediated transport. Lineage: Eukaryota; Fungi; Ascomycota; Eurotiomycetes; Eurotiales; Trichocomaceae. The coding region runs from base 1 to 906 and encodes 301 amino acids. The transcript is spliced from 4 exons. Gene Ontology annotation, molecular function: small GTPase binding.
AUGGCAAACCAAGGCUACGACGUCGUCGUGGACGUUGAUGCGGAGGGCGACCUCGGCCACACGGAUCUUCAGGAAGAUCUCGAAUUUCACCCAUCGAACUUCGAAAAUGACCCUCGCAGCGCCAAAAUUCAAGCCGAUUCGCAACCAUUCCUAGGCAGCCACGGACCUGGCGACGGCGGAUCAUCGCGUGGUGGUGGUGGUCAGGCAGGGAAUGGAAAGCGUUAUUUAUGGUCAAUCCAGUACUACAGUCAAUUCUUCGACGUCGAUACAAACGAAGUGCUUCGGCGCUGCGCUGCUGCUGUAUACCCACGUUCCAAUUUCCUCGACGUUCUAGAUGGUAACCCGGAUCUGUACGGACCGUUCUGGAUUGCGACUACGGUGGUCAUUAUUCUCUUCUUGACGGGGACCAUUUCGCAGUAUCUAGGACACGAACACGACGAACAUUUCGAAUAUGACUUUCGUUUACUUUCGGGUGCCGCAGGUUUGAUUUAUGGAUAUACCGGGGUGCUGCCUAUCGCGCUUUGGGGUGCGUUACGUUGGUUUGGUAGUUCUAGCGCCGACCUCAUUGAGUGCUGGGCCCUUUAUGGAUAUGCAAAUCUUUUAUGGAUCGCCGUCGCUUUAGCAAGCUGGAGUCCCUUGACAGCCUUGAAUUGGGCUCUGGUCGGUGUUGGAUUUGCCUGGACCGUUAUCUUCCUCCUGCGCAAUCUAUACCCGGUGUUGAACGCAACAGACGCUAAAACUAGCAAGAUCUUACUCAUUCUAGUCGUUGUCUUACAUGCCGGUUUGGCUAUUGCCAUCAAAAUCCUGUUCUUUGCUCACGGAAGCCCCGUUUCGAAGAAAAACGACCAUGAUGAUGACGACGACAAGGAUGACAAGGAUGAUGACAAGAGGCGUUCUCUUUUCUGA